Messenger RNA from Aspergillus pseudotamarii, 387 nucleotides. RefSeq names its product SEC61-beta family protein. Bases 1 to 387 code for a protein of 128 amino acids. Gene Ontology annotation, cellular component: Sec61 translocon complex. NCBI's taxonomy places the organism in Eukaryota, Fungi, Ascomycota, Eurotiomycetes, Eurotiales, Aspergillaceae. The record is from RefSeq and is a predicted model, not a curated record. Gene Ontology annotation, biological process: intracellular protein transport. The transcript is spliced from 3 exons.
AUGGCUUCUCCUCGUGCUGCUUCCCCCCUGACCUCUGGUGCCGAGUCUGGCCCAGACUCCAAGGCUUCUGGCUCUGGCGCUGGAGCUGCUGGCUCUGUUUCUUCCGUGGCCCGUACCUCCUCUCCCACUCCCCCCGGUGGUCCUCGAGCUGCUUUGCGUCGUCGCGCGGCUGCCGACCACAAGGAGUCUCUGCGCAAUGCCAGACCCAGCUCGACUCGCGCUGCCGGUGCCGGUGGCUCUUCCGGUACCAUGCUCAAGCUCUACACUGACGAGAGCCCUGGCUUGAGGGUCGACCCUGUUGUCGUCUUGGUUCUGAGCUUGGGCUUCAUCUUUUCCGUCGUUGGUCUGCAUGUCAUUGCCAAGAUCACUCGCAAGUUCUCCUCGUGA